Nezara viridula (southern green stink bug) is the source of this 472-nucleotide messenger RNA. Lineage: Eukaryota; Metazoa; Arthropoda; Insecta; Hemiptera; Pentatomidae. The record is from the annotation of a GenBank genome assembly.
GGGAAGGAGGAGGUUUAGAUUGGAGGAAGGGAGGCGGUUGACAGAAUCCUUAAAGGAUGUUUGUGGCGGCACCCUUCGAGCUAUGUCAGUUCUAAAGGACCCUCCAAGGAAGAGUACACCGAGGCUUCAUAACCGUCCCUGCAAUAUAUUGCUCAAACAGGACAUCCACCAAACAGUCCAUCCUAAGAUCAAAGUUGGCUGUCCUGCCCUCCGGCGCUACAAAGCAGGACCCUCUCCUCCUCCUGUGUGUGGCAGCACUGCUAUCCUUUGCUCUGUCAUAUCCAAAGAAGUAAACUUAACGAGUUAUGGUGGUACGGACCUGUUGCCCAAAGGACAAAGGACUAUAAAGAAGUGGAUGGGGGACCAAUUAGUCCUUCCCCUCCUCCAGGACUCAUCAGAUCCUUAUCCUUCAACUUCUUCUCAUUGGCCAUUCAUCCUUCCCUUCCCCUCCAGUAGUUGGCCCAGCUCCUAA